Molecule: messenger RNA, 657 nt
Organism: Brassicogethes aeneus
Lineage: Eukaryota; Metazoa; Arthropoda; Insecta; Coleoptera; Nitidulidae
Source: the annotation of a GenBank genome assembly
AUGGAUUUCUCUGAAAAUUAUGUACUUAAAUAUGCUUCUGAAAUUCAAGCUUCUCACUUUGGAGCAUCGAAGAAACAAAUAAGUCUACAUACGUCUGUUGUCUAUUAUGGUGAAAAUAUAAAACCUGUUUUAUACUGCACCCUUUCUAAUUGUUUAAGACAUGAUUCUGCUGCGAUCUGUGCCCAUUUAAACCCUUUGCUGGGGGAAAUCAAGAACAAUGUUCCAAAUUUAAAAACAAUUCAUUUUGCUAGCGACGAACCUUCCACACAAUAUCGAAAUAAAUCAAUGUUUUAUCUAGCAUCUUCAUAUUUAAGCAAAGUUCUUAACGUCGAAAAUAUGUUUUGGCAUUUUAGUGAAGCUGGGCAUGGAAAGGGUGCCCCAGAUGGUGUCGGCGGAUGCCUAAAGCGAAGUGCAGAUGGUUUAGUAGGAAGAAGUACAGAUUUGUCUAGCCUGGAAGUACUAGUUAUCAAACUUAAGGAAGCGUGUAAAGGAAUGAACAUUCUAAAGAUUGCAGAUGAAGAGUUUCUAGAAAUAGAUAAAUUUGCUUCAAAUGACCUUCCUUCAAUUAAGGGAACUUUAAAGAUUCACCAGAUAGUAUGGCGUUAUAAUGACCCCCUUGCCAUUUUUGUUAGAAGACUUAGUUGUCUGACUUGUUAA